Messenger RNA from Aspergillus campestris IBT 28561, 1770 nucleotides. Its product is annotated as MFS general substrate transporter. Gene Ontology annotation, cellular component: membrane. The transcript is spliced from 2 exons. The record is from RefSeq and is a predicted model, not a curated record. Gene Ontology annotation, molecular function: carbohydrate:proton symporter activity. NCBI's taxonomy places the organism in Eukaryota, Fungi, Ascomycota, Eurotiomycetes, Eurotiales, Aspergillaceae. Gene Ontology annotation, biological process: carbohydrate transport; transmembrane transport. The coding region runs from base 184 to 1770 and encodes 528 amino acids.
UACAGCCAUACCCGAGGGCCACUUGGCGAUCCAACGCACGCGCCAACUAUGGAUGCCCCGUCUAUGGCCCCCAUUUCUAUAAUUGCUCCCGCCCGCUCGUAGGGCAGACUGCCAACGGGUUUAUCUUGGGUAUGAUUCCCUGAAUCCUGAAAAUGGAGGAAAAAUUUAUAUCACUUUUGUGCAAUGGAGUUUCGACACUUGAGCCCGGGCCAGCGGCCGAAUCAUAGCAGCCACGGGUCGAAUACGUCGCUUCGCCGCUCUGAGACAGACAGUUUACUCUCAUCGAGAAGCACUCCCCAAGCUCUGCUGCCUACAAUCAGACAACACCCCAAGGUCGCGUGGGCCACGGUGGGGUUAGCAUCCGUGUUCCUGCUAGGUGGAUACGACUCCGUUAUCGUCACCACCGUCCCGUCCGUGCCCCAGUUCCAGAAGGACUUCGGCGAACGCUAUGACAACCGACAUAUCAUCCCUUCGAUGUGGCUUUCUCUCUGGUCGGCCCUGCCGUGCGUUGGGAACAUCGCGGGCGCGCUCAUGGCUGGCUGGGCGCAGGAUCGAUUCGGGCGCCGAUGGCCGUUCGCCAUUGGCAGCGUAUUGUCUGCGGUCGCUGUCGCCAUCGCCUGUCUCUCGCCGCUUUCUGCAGACAUUGACACCCGACGCAGCGUGUUCCUGCUCGCUGAGAUCGUACAAGGAUUUGCGCUGGGCCUCGCACAAACAACCGCUCAGACAUACAUGUCUGAGGCGGUCCCCACCGCCAUGCGCGCGCCAGCCAUGGCGCUCAUCCCUACCCUCGCUUUAAUCGGACAAUUGAUAGGGGCUGUGGUGGUGUUCCUGGGCUCCGCAAAGACGUCCCGCAGCGCAUAUGUCGUCGCAUUUCACUCAAUGUGGCCGUUUUCCGCUGUGCCCAUUAUCGUGGCACUGCUCAUCCCCGAGAGCCCCGUGCAUCUCCUGCGCCAGCAAGAUUUAAUCGGCACACUCUGCUCCCUUCGGAAGUUGUACACGGAAUCAACCGACUGCGACCAGCUCUUCAAGAACCUGCAGCACCAUGUGUCGCAGGAGGAUCGGGAAGAGCGGUCCUCUUACGGCGACUGUUUCCGCGAAAGCAACCGACGGCGGACUCUGAUCGUCAUCUUUGCCUCAAUGGUGCCCACGCUGUUCGGGCUUAAUUUGCUAUCGGAUAGUAGCUACUUUCUGCAAAUGGUUGGCAUGAAGGCCAAAGAGAGCCUCAUCAUGCUGGUGCUGGGUAUUGCCCUUGCAUUGGUGGCUAAUGCCCUCGGUGUAUGGGUGAGCAGUCAGGUGGGGCGUCGAACUCUCAUUCUGACCUCUAUCGCCAUUACCACCGUGUUGUGGCUAGCGGUUGGAAUAGUAGGUUGCUGGUCGGGCGACUUCGUCCCAUGGUACACCGCGGCAAGCCUGAUGGUCAUCAUCGUCGUCUGCAGCGUCGGCGCCUGGCCCGCUUCAUACACCGUCAUCAGCGAAGUGUCAUCACUGCGUUUGCGAGCCAAAAGUAUGGGAGUAUCCAUCGUCACGCGCAGCGUCGUCGGCAUCGUAUUCAGCCUGGUGUUGCCAUAUCUGUACAAUCGCGACGCGGCGGACCUACGCGCCAAGCUGGGCUUUGUGUAUUUUGGACUCUGUGUCCUGGCCCUGGCGGGAACGUGGUGGGGUGUCCCAGAGAUGAAAGGGCGGAGCAGUGUUGAGAUAGAUUACAUGUUUAAGCUGAGGGUGCCAGCGAGGAAAUUUGGUUCAUUAGUGCAGGGAAAGCAGACUGGAUAG